AUGUAUCCCGAAACUGUAAAGAGUACAAUCACAAUUGAAUUCCAAAAAGAAGGUCACAUUUUCGCCUCAACUCAUGGAGAUCAUACCAUUAAAAUUGUCGACUUCUCUACAGGCCAUAUUAUUCGGACGUUGGUUGGGCACCCUCGUACUCCUUGGGCAGUGAAAUUUCAUCCUCGUAAUCCCGAUAUCUUAGUGAGUGGAUGCAUCGGUUCCUUCGUGAUCGUCUGGGACUGGAGAAACAACGAGAUCUUAGCUCAGACCAUCAUCAUGCAGAACGUGAUCAUAUCCUCUCUGGACUGGCAUCCAUCAAAAGAACUCAUUUUGAUCACUUGCGGCACCACCGUGUACAUCUGGAACUAUUCCGUGGUGGCAAUCCCCCGCUCUCACGCAUAG
Messenger RNA from Blastocystis hominis, 393 nucleotides. RefSeq lists its product as hypothetical. Lineage: Eukaryota; Bigyra; Opalinata; Blastocystidae. The coding region runs from base 1 to 393 and encodes 130 amino acids. The record is from RefSeq and is a predicted model, not a curated record. Gene Ontology annotation, cellular component: intracellular membrane-bounded organelle. The transcript is spliced from 4 exons. Gene Ontology annotation, molecular function: protein binding. Gene Ontology annotation, biological process: autophagy.